AUGGUCCAAGGAACGUACUCUCAAGCCAUCUUUUACCCUUCAGCAAGUGUUACUGGGCAACACCAAAAAGCGCUCACCGUCGACAUAGGCGCCACGCAAAUGACCAGGAAGAAACCCGUGCUCGCCGAGCGGGUGCUGGGCACCGUCCAGUGGUUCAACGUAAAGAAUGGCUACGGCUUCAUCCACCUCAACGACACGCGAGAAGACAUCUUCGUCCACCAGACCGCCAUCACGCGGAACCACCCGCAGAAGCUCACGCGCUCCAUUUCCGAGGGCGAGACCGUCCAGUUUGACGUCGUCGUAGACGAGAAAGGGCGCGAGGCCGCCAAUGUGACAGGUCCCGACGGCGAGCCUGCGCAGUGCCUCCCUUAUGCCAUGGGCGGAAGACGCUUCGGAGGUCGUUGGUUUCCGAGAUGGAGUCAAUGCCGACCGUUCCCCAACCCGCUCCACGGUGUGCAGGACUCGGACGACUUCCAUGACGUUGUGCUCGUGCCGGACUCGCCGCGGCCGCAACCGCCACCGCAGCGACGGCUGCAGCCUGGGAGACCCUGUUUACGCCGCUACUACCGCCGUUACAGAGGUAUGACCAGGAGCUCGCUACCCGCCGAAGACAUAAGACCCAACUUCCAGUUUGGAGAGGAGGACGAAUACAGGGACACCCGUGUCCAGCGUAAGCCACAUCGACGCUUCUACGGGAGGUAUUACCGCAGGCGAGGCGGAAGGUCUAGGAGUGAUCCAGAGGAGUUCGACUUCGAGCAGGAGCCCAGGAACGCGCCAGGUUUGUGGUGAAAGCCGAGACCUCGGUAGACGUCGGCGUCGGCGUUGAGGGCGUCCACCGGACGUAACCGGGAAACGUUGUUAUUAUAA
Molecule: messenger RNA, 867 nt
Organism: Ixodes scapularis (black-legged tick)
Lineage: Eukaryota; Metazoa; Arthropoda; Arachnida; Ixodida; Ixodidae
Product: Y-box factor homolog
Exons: 1
Biological process (GO): regulation of gene expression
Cellular component (GO): nucleus
Molecular function (GO): nucleic acid binding
Source: RefSeq, a predicted model, not a curated record